UCGUCGCGGGUCGGGCCUGGCAGCGCGGCGCCAUGGCGGCGGCGUACGAGCAGGUGCAGAAGGGGCCGCUGAGGCUGAAGGGCGGCGCCGAGGUCGGCGUGACCAAGCGGAAGAAGAAGAAGAAGGACAAGGACACGGCGAAGCUUCUCGAAGCCAUGGGCUCCAGCAAGAAGAGCGAGGAGGAGAAGCGGCGCGGCCCGGACCCGCGGACGCCGGCGCAGGCGGCCUUCGAGAAGAUGCAGGAGAAGCGGCAAAUGGAAAGGAUCCUGAAGAAAGCAUCGAAAACCCACAAACAGAGAGUGGAGGACUUCAACAGACACCUGGACACGCUGACCGAGCACUACGACAUCCCCAAAGUCAGCUGGACCAAGUAGAGCGGCCGUCCACUCCCACCCCCUGCCGCCCAGCCUCCUCCAGACUCCCGGCCUCCAUCCCACACCCCUCGCUCCCAGCCUCCUCCAGGCUCCCGGCCUCCAUCCUGCACCCCUCCCUCCCAGCCUCUUCCAGGCUCCCAGCCUCCAUCCCACACCCCUUCCCAUCUCCAGGCUUCCGGAUCUGAAAGAGCCCUUGGCAGUUCCAGGGGAAAGCUGGCCUUACCCGCCUGAAGGGUCCUUUUGAGGUGGGAUCCUGGAAGAGGCCCAGUCAGCUGCCCGCCAGGUGAAAAGGAGACCCUCACAGGCCUCCUCCAAGACCACCCUCACCGACCGCUUCCCACCAACGUGGGACUCCCCGCCCAGGCUCCCACAGCCAUGGACGCUGGGGCCAGGCAGCCCGCGGGCAGAGCUGCCACUCAAGACAAGGGCUGGCCCUUCCCUGCCCGUUACUGCCAUGACGGACCUCCCUGAUGCAGGGAUCAGUGGGGUGAGGACCUCGGCAGAGCCACCAGCCACCCUCGACCCAGGCCCAGUAUGUACGCAGCUGCCCGCUGUGUGGGGCCGCGUGGCUCCCUGGCCUGAAGACAGUGACAGGAGCAGGACACCGAGAGGACACAGAGUCAGAGCAGGUGAUGCUCAGGCCUGGGCCCAGCCCUGGACAACCCAGGUCUUUGAGGGCCUCCAGCUACCGUGUCGUCAGAGUGCACCUGCUGCUGACAGACCCUGAACCAGUCAGCAGCCCCAGGAUAAAGCCUCAGGCUGUGUGAAACCUGCAUAAUAAAGCCUGCCAGAGCUUCCA
Messenger RNA from Dipodomys spectabilis (banner-tailed kangaroo rat), 1173 nucleotides. It is a transcript of the gene Fam32a, whose product is annotated as family with sequence similarity 32 member A. The transcript is spliced from 4 exons. Lineage: Eukaryota; Metazoa; Chordata; Mammalia; Rodentia; Heteromyidae. The record is from RefSeq and is a predicted model, not a curated record. Gene Ontology annotation, cellular component: nucleolus. Bases 33 to 374 code for a protein of 113 amino acids.